Molecule: messenger RNA, 21416 nt
Organism: Aphanomyces invadans
Lineage: Eukaryota; Oomycota; Saprolegniomycetes; Saprolegniales; Verrucalvaceae
Exons: 35
Coding region: 66-21326 (7086 amino acids)
Biological process (GO): cell communication
Cellular component (GO): membrane
Molecular function (GO): protein binding
Source: RefSeq, a predicted model, not a curated record
UGCACACCGAGGAAACACUUGGCAGGCGCGACAAAGCACCUCGUCAAAGGUCAUCCUGUGCCGCGAUGGGUCACAGGGAGCUGAUCGGCCGCAUCUGCCAUCAAGUGUGCGCGCUGUUAUUGCUCGUUCUACUUUGCCUCGACCAUCACUGCUGUGCUGGUCGUGACAAUGCAGACAGCUUGGACUUCUUGACAUCGCCAGCUGGACGCGCCUCAAUCGACAAGACGAUUGCGACCAGAUUUUUGCAGUCAAAUGAAGGAUUGCUCAACUAUUCAGACCCGUCGCAGUUUCCUACAGCCACACAAAUGGCCCUCGUGCGUCGCACGGGCGGUUCGCUGCACUUUCACUGGUUCAAGCCGCUAUCUACCACCCAUGUGCUAUACGCGAACGGCAACGUCGUCGACUACAUCUCAGCUUAUCAAACUGAGUUCAAACUUGGGGGCUUGAUCGCCAACACUUCAUAUUUUCUCGUGCUGACGGAUAUGUCUGCUCCAGACGGCGAUAGCACUCAGGUCUUGAUUGCGUCGGCAAUGCAGCCAGAUACUCCGGACCCGCCGACGUCUCUCGAAGUCAUCGCAGUGCAUGCAAGCUUUGCAGACAUUGAGAUGGACCUACCUGUGAACACGGGCGGUGUGCCGCUGUCGAUUUGGUUGAAUUGCUCCGUCACGAACGAAUUUGACGAAUAUUCCUUCGCUUUCAACGUAACGGAAAGGACCAUGCCAAGCGAAGGCAACACCGGCAACGACGACGUUUCCAAACGAGUGGGGGGUCGACUCACGGGCCUCAACGCAACAACAAUGUACUUUGUCUCGUGCGCGGUGCAAAACGUCGCGGGCUUCGCCAGUCCAACUAGCGGGUCCUCAAUUGCCUUCACAACAGGGGCCAUCACCCAACCCAGCCGAUGUACCGCUCCUCGACUGCAAAACAUCACUGGUGGGUCCAUCACAUUGGGUUUCGACCCGCCGUCAGAUACAGGUGGAUCUCGGAUUCUCCAUUAUCGCGUGUACGCCGCUGUAAACAACAGCAUUUUGUUUGACGAAGUCGCCAUCACGCCGGUUCCGACCAUAACUUUAUACGAACUCGAGAGCGGCGUGCCAUUUACGACCGACACCGUGUACGAGUUUCGCGUCGUGGCUGAAAACGUAGCUGGAAUGUGCUUUCCCCCCGGAGACACGUCGUUCCUGAGCGAAUCGUUGGGCGUGACGUUCCCCGCGCCAUCGCUGCCCCCUGCUAUCCUCCCGCCGUACGUUAUGCAAGCCGGGGCGUCGACGCUGGCCCUGCAAGUCGUGCUUCCCGACGACAUGUAUGGCACGUCCACCGUGUGGGGAUACGUCGUGCAAUGGAAUACCCCUUUCGACGCCCCCAACACGUUUCCCCGCGCGACUUACGUUCCUUUGGCCGACUUCAACUCAUACCAGUUUGUCCUGCGGCAGCUCCAUGCGUCGACAUCGUACAACGUGCGCGUGAGCCUGUUUACGGAGCUAGGGUAUACCGUGUUUAGUCGUGCCAUUACCGCAUCGACUGGACCAGGGACACUGCCCGACUCCCCGCGCAGCGUCAGCGUGACUCGAACUGGUUCAACCUUUGCUGACAUUGAAUGGGCCAUUCCUCAUGAGACUGGAGGCGGGCGCGUUGUUGGCUACAAGGUGUACAUCGUGGCCGUAAUGCUGGACGACACGCCGUUUCAACCAUCUGAACUUGUUUACUUGAACAUGUCGGAGGGAACUGUCCAGACGCAAAUCACGGGCCUUGUCCCCCUCACAAGCUACAACGGGUCGAUUGUCGUUCGGAAUGAAUUUGAUUUGUACUCCACAGUCGUCGAGUCGUUUGCUUUCACCACGUCCAGUGCGAGCGCUCCGUGGACCCCUCAACGCAUGUUUGUGAUUGCAGCGACUGGAGGCAUGCUUCAAUUCACGUGGAGUCCACCGGCAAAUGAAGGAGGCGCGGGCAAGGUCACCUACUUUGUCGAGCACUCAAAAGACGGCAAGACCUCGACCCUGUGCACGAACACAACGACGUCGUGCAGAGCGUUCGGGCUGUCCUUCAGUACCGCGUACAUCGUCUCUGUGCGAGCUCAAAACGACCUCGGCUCUAGCCCCCCCACAAGUCUGCAGUCAUUUUCCACAACACUGCCGACCCCGCCAUCACCGAUACGAGUGUUGUCUGCGGUGACCAAGUCCAGUGGUAGCGUGCUCUUGCAAUGGGUAGCGCCUCAGGAUCUUGGUGGCGUCGCUGCAGCAAGCUACCGUAUAGAGCGAAAUGGAACAUAUCUUGGGACGACCUCGUCGCUGACGUUCACGGAUUGCAUUGGAGUCCUCGCUGGCCAACUCUACGUUUAUACAGUGUUCGCUGAGACCUUGUAUGGUCGAGGACCACCGAGCUUUGCAAGAGCCCGGACGGGAACCGUGCAACCUCCCGGUCCUCCUACAGUUUCCUUGGCUGUGGCAAAGUCACGUUCAGCUGUGAUUGCAUACCAGCCAUCAUGCGACACCGGCGGAUCCAUGACCGUUCAAGGUUCAUACACUUGGCAAAUCGUCCCAACGUUUACUCCGAUCGAUGCUCCCGCAUUAUUGGCACCGAUGGCAUCCAAUUUCACGUUGAUGGGCCUUGAGCCUGGCCGUCGAUACCGUGUGAUGGUGUGGACAUCUACCGGUGGUGGCAUGAGCACCACGACGGCACUGGACCUGUUUACCCACAGCGGAAUUCCACCAUCGCCUGGGCAUGUGUCGCUAUCGAGGGCUUCAAGCUCAGACUUGGAAUUCACUGUGUGGCCACCACGCGAUUUUCCUGACGAUUUUGUGGACAUCGUGCUGACGAUCACCAACGUCGUCAACAAGAGUGUUUCGUGGAGGGUCUUGAGCAAUGUCGCCGUCACCACGCCUCAAAUUGUCGUUGUACCCGACUUGAGCGCUGGCACCAUGUAUGCCGUACAAUGGACCGCCCAAACCGCGAUGGGCUCCAGUUCUUCGAUGACGGCCUCCUUUGCCACACUCCCGGCGCAACCAGGCUACGUGGCAUUCCAAGACACAUCACUGACCGUCACAAAUGGGACAGCCAAUGUACUCUUGUCGUUGAGUCGAUGGAACGGAACUCAAGGCAAUCUCCUGGUCACGUUGGCGUUCACAUGCGUGCCCACCAUGUUCCCGACUUGCACGUGCACGGACAAUUGUGUUUGUGAUUUUUCAUCGACUCCACCCAAGUCGAGUCCGGUCGUCCCAAGUGUCGUGAUGUCUCCGACGACCCACGCCAAGUCCAUCCUGUUGCGGACAUGGAACAGCGCUGUCGUGGAUCAAGUCCCGCACGUACUGAAUGUCACGUUGACGACCAACAGCUCCAUGCCCGGUCCUAAUACGUCUUGCGUUGUGUCAUUGUACGGCAACGCUGGAAACAUCUCGACAGCAUCACCCAACUUUACAAUCGUGGAUACUGUCGGUGCAUUUCAAAUCCCGCUGGUUCGGCGAAACGGACUAAGUGGUUAUGUCGAGGUGAUCGUGACGAAAGUCACUCGAAUCGAAUACCAACAAACCUGGCCAGUUCCCAAUGCAAGCAUUCCAUUUGACUGGCCGUCGUCGCUGGUGUUGGCACCGCGACAAGAGAACGCAUCGUUUGGUUUGUUUGGUAUCUCGCCCAGCGUAUCGUACAUGCCCUUCGGCCAGCAGUAUUUGUUGCAAUUCGAAACAAAUGCAACGUGGCCAAGACCGACAUUUCAAGUGGUUGUGACGCUCAUUGACGACCCCUUGGUCAUGAAAGCGCCCCUUGCCGUGCCCAACGACAUCUUGCUCCUUCAGAGAGCGACAGGAUCGCUUCUCUCGCUACGUUGGCAACGCCUCACGUACCCCCCGGGGGUCGUGUACCGGUACAAUGCUGAGAUUUCUGGCCCGUACAAUUCGAUCGUGGUCGAUCCACGGAGUAUGACGUGGUCGCUUGUUGUCGUCGAUGUACCUCUUGUGGACUUUUACAACCUGGUGCCUCAAUCGUUGUACUUUGUUCGAGUGUCCGCAACGAACAACGCAAGCGUGGGGCCUUCAACAACUGCGUACCCAUUUUGGACGACUCCUCCUGGCCCGGCAAGUCCUCCCCUGGACCUCGCUGUGUCUCGCGUCACGGGUGGAUCGAUGAUAGUUGCUUGGCGUCCACCUCUCGACACGAGUGGCAUUGCCGUCGAGAGCUACCUCAUCAAGGUGUACAUCGAGUCGUCGCUCGUUAGCUCGUCUACGACGAACGCGUCAAACACGUCGCUCGUGAUAUCGAAUCUCAUGGCGUCUACUCUGUACACUGUGUCCGUCGGUGCCAACACGAAGUUUCCAGCAGCGUGGUUUACGUCGAUUUCCCAGUCCACUGUAAUUGGGGGUACCAUACCCACGGCUCCGUUGCCGCCAUUGCUGCAGCAAGUGACAGGGGGUUCCUUCACAUUGCUCAUCGUUCCUUCGGACGACAAUGGCGGGUAUGGCCUCACGAAGUAUACCCUGUUUAUCAGCCCCGGUGGAAAAAACAACUUUACCAUUGCGUGUAUGGCCUCCACGCCGAGUUGCACCGUGAACCGCCUCACGCCAACGACGACCUACGACGUCUACGCGACGACGAUGAACCCAGUGGGUACGAGUGCACCUGGUCCCGUGACGACCGUUCGCACCAUCGCAAUGACAGUGCCAAGUCCGCCAUUGAACGUCCAACUUGUGGAAGUGACGUCGACUGUCGCGUUGAUUCAGUGGGUGCCGCCUGUGGAUUUCGGAGGCACCGCAUUGUUGACGGGCUACCAGGUCCAACGGCAAAAGUUCAUCCCAGAAUUGAACGUGUGGUCGCCAUCGGAAGUGGCCCAAACCAUGCCUCUCGAUGGCGUUGCAACUCAAGCCAAAGUGAUCAACCUGUCCACCAUGACGCUGUACAUGUUUUCUGUCGUGGCGCUCAAUCCGGUCAGCGCUUGCGUAUCCUCUGACGCAUAUAACAGUAGUGGACCCCUCCUGGUUCGAACGACUGUGCCAACAAGAGCUGAGCCCCCAACAAAUGUUGUGUUUUCUGGCAAGUCGGGUAGCUCGCUCUCGCUCACUUGGACACGUCCGUUCGACGACGGCGGCGCGCCCAUCUCUGGAUACGCUGUAUACACACCAAACGGGGAUCGUCUGGCGGUCGUGAACGGCACAUCGUUUACCCAGUUUGGCCUGAAUGCCAAUACAACGUAUUCGUUUUGGAUCACAACAAUCACCAGUCAAGGUGAGAGUGCACCCAGUAACAUUGCGACGUCGAAAACAACCCUCGUCUCGGCCCCAUCGGCUCCACGGAAUAUCGUUCAAGUCAAUGUCACAGGCGGCAUGGUGACCCUACAAUGGGAUUUUCCGGCCGACGACGGGGGUGGUGCGAUCUUUGGCUACAACCUGUAUCGGAAUGGCGCGUUGUUGGCAAGUCUUCCGUUGGUUCAGUCGUAUGUCGACCGAAAUGGGCUUCAGAUGAAUCAAAAAUACGUCUACGCCCUUGCGGCAAUCAACGCGUUUUGUGAAGGCAGUCAAACCACGAUCACGGCAAUCACAAACUCGGUUCCAGGUGUCCCACAGAUGCCUCUCCUUACUGUCAGCGCGCUCACGGGUGGUAUGGUUAUCGUCCGCACGACACUGCCCUCGGAUAUGGGCGGCGCUCCGUUCCAGAGCACUCGACUUCAGCUCCUGGACUCCGACUCGCAACUGAUGCAGGAGAUCGACUCUGUCGAUUUGUUGGACACGCCGUUCUACGGACUGCACUCGUUUACUCGGUACAUCCUACAAGGCCAAAUUACCACAACUGGCGGCGUGAGCGCACUUGCAUCCAUCCCGGUGAUUACAACAAACAUCACAGUACCCAGUCCCCCAUCGGCACCAAUUGUGAAGAGCGCAACGGGCGGAAGCAUUCAGUUGUCCCUGUUUCAAGCGUUGGACCAAGGAGGUGAAAACGCGACAAUGAUCUUAAGUCACAAGUGGAUUGGAUCGGACAUGUUUGAGCGGGUUCCAUUUCAAGUGGCAGGGACACGAGUUGUCACAGUCAGUGGCCUGAAUGCCAACCGCAGCCACCAGUUUUGGACGACUUCGUUCAACUCGGCCGGCGAGAGCUUCCCUUCGCCGUCCAUUAUGGCGAGCACGACGGAUCUGUCGCUUCCUGAGCAAGUGCCAGACACGAUUCAAAUUGUCAGCAAAUCAUAUCGAAGUCUGACUACAGCGUGGACUCCGAUUCUGGACAACGGUGGCGACAGUGUCAACCAUCUAUCGUACAACAUCUGCGUUACAUCGUCCACACACACGCGGUGCAUUGCGACAACUGAGCCAGCAGCAACCAUCAACGACCUGACUGCUGAGACCUCGUACACCCUGCAAGUUCAAGCGAUCAAUUCGGUCGGUGGUGGCCCGUGGAGUGUCGUAUCAUCCGUCACGACGGACGAUGCAGUACCAGGAGUGUUGCAAUUCGUCGCGCAAUCCGUGCAAGUGCUCGAAAACUCCACGACAAUUGUCUUGGUCGUGAGUCGAACCUCUGGCACAGCAAACACGAUUUCGUGCACCAUUGCAGCAACCAGUGGAUCGGCCGUGGCGACGACCAACUACGUUUUCCCUGACACGACUUCUUUGACCUUUGUGGAUGGGGAGACCGCCCAAGAAAUCACCAUCCAAAUCGUCAACAACGAAGUGGUGGACCCACCACGGUUCUUUGAUGUCGCUCUGACAGGCAUGACGUCGGAAACCGGCGCGCUGGGCACAAACCAAACGUGCCGAGUCACGAUUCUCGACGACGGUGACGCUGGCCAAGUGAGUUUUCGAAACACUUCGUUCACUAUUUUCGAAAGCCAGUCCAACGCUGUCCUGGAACUCCGCCGAACGCCGACCCGUACUAGCGGCACGUUAACAAUUCAAGCAUCGUUUCGACAAGCGCAGACGGCAGUGGCAUUUUUGACCUCGGUUGUCUCGUUCGCCGAUGGUCAAACGGCUGUAAACUUGACCCUCGUACCAAUCCGCGACGAACUGUACAACUAUCCGUUUCGGACCGCUCUUGUCGACAUCGCUAUUGCUGCGGAGAGUGCCGGGGCUGUAGAAUCUCCCAGUUCGACGACAGUGUUCAUUCUGGACGAUGUAGACGUGGCCGCUCCCGACGACGCGGGCAUUGUGCCGAUCCAAGUUAGUACGUCGGGGGGAUUCAUAACCGUGCAAGUGCCGCCGCCACGCCACGUGGGUGGAUGGAAUCAAUCCUUGGUUUCGUACCGCGUCAACAUGACGAACGCAAUGGGGCAAGUUGUGUCGAGCCUAGCCCAACACACGUUGGUGUUUUCCUUCGGUGGACUCAACUUCUCGACACUGUACACGUUUCAAAGCGCUGUCAUGAAUCGCGCGGGGCUUCUGUCGAUGGGCAGCGGCACCGUAGACCUCUCGACAGGACCGAUGUCAUUACCAUCUCCCCCGACAAAUGUUCGCGCAGUCGGGGCAACCGGAGGGUCCAUCGACGUUUGCUGGGCACUGCCCCAAGACUCAGGGGGAAUCCCCAUCACAGGCUACCAAAUUGAGUACUUGGGUGCUAUCGUGUUCAAUGGAACCACACCGUGCGCUCACAUUUCAAACCUUGGACUGCAAGCAAACGCCUCGUACUCGUUCAACUUUUAUGCCACCAAUUUUGUCGGGGUCGGACCGCCCGUCACUGUAGCGUUGCCCACGGCCACGAAUGCAACACUGCCUGCCGAAUUGGGGCCGCCAAGCAGUGUCGUUCAAGGUGGAGGAGACUCGUUGGUGGUUCAAUUUCGACCCCCUGGAGACACGGGAGGGAUCGAUAUCCUCCGCUACUUGAUCUACAUCAACACAACCAACACGACGGACCAAACGACGACAACGAGCAUCUUCACCGAGUACAUGGUGAACUCAACCGGUCGUGUUGCCUUGACCGGGUUGAGUUCCAACACGCUGUACAUUGUCAAGUACACAGCGUGGAAUGCGCUGGGAGGUAGCAGCAUGAGCAGCACGUACCAGUACACAACUGGUCCACCGACGAUCCCGUCAGAGCCCCGCAACCUUCGCUUGGAUCGCACAAUGCCAACGACUGGAGCUUGCAUUCCUCUCAUCUGGGACACCCCGGAAUCGACUGGAGGGCUUCCGUUGGCAGAGUAUCACAUCUACGUGACCAAGUUCUCGUCAUCGAACGACGGAGAAGCUGUUCCCUUAACGAAUGCAACGCAAAACCUGACAUUUGCCAAGGUCUUUGUUGGCCCAGCGACCACCACAUCCACAAUCGUGUGUGGCUUUGACCAGCGAACGUCGUACGUGUUCAAAGCGCUGGCGUACAAUGCCGAGUCGUUUUGUUCUGGUGGGACAAAUGACAUGCCAUUCAGUCAACUGCUACUGGCGACCACGUCGAAUGCAAGCGUCCCAUCGCGUCCAGAUCCCCCGCAGGUCGUCGCGUCAACGGGAGGGAUGAUCACAUUGGCAUGGUCGCUGCCACGGGAUACUGGCGGUGCCCCCCUGCGAAGGUUUGACGUGUACUUGAUCGCAUCCAAUGGGUCCAUGCUUGUCCAGCGCGUUACUGGCACCGUUCUCGCACAAACCUGUGACGUCACCGGCCUGGAUGAGCUCAAAACGUAUGAAUUUCAACUCACAGCUGCCAAUGACAUUGGCGUCAGUGCACCCAGCUUGAGUGUUCUUGGCCGCACCACGACCGUGACGUCUCCGUCCAAGCCACUCAACAUGAUGCUGGUGAGUCCAUCGGGGGGCUCCAUUUUAGCAUCGUGGCAGGCGCCCCAGGAUACCGGUGGCCGUCCGAUUGUGAGUUAUUUCGUGUAUCGCGACAGCGUGAAGAUUGGCGAUUCUUACGGAACCACAACGUUCCUCGAUCAAUCCAAUCUCAUGGCGGACUCGGCGUACUCGUACUUUGUGAUUGCGUACACGAGUGUCUCGUACGGCCGACAGAGUGACACCUUCGUGGCCAGGACAAGCUCUGGGUCAUUGCCCGGGCUUUGCACGAACAUCACUGCAGAGGCGACGGGUGGUUCGUUAUCGGUAGCAUGGCUUCCGCCGCAAAACUCGGGCGGUCUCCCGAUUGUGUCUUAUACGGCGGCACUGUUCCAGAGCAAACGCCAAGUAGCCCUGACGACGACGGCCAAACCCGCGGUGAUCUUCAACUUGUUGCAGAAUGGAACGACUUACCUUUUCAUCGUGAACGCAACCAAUGCCAUCGGGUCCAGCGCAGCUGCCCACGCAAUGUUGACCACCACGACUUCAACCGCACCUGGCGCCCCACCAAGUGCUCCAUUGGCGAUAUCCAUCUUUGGCGGAAACGCCACGCUCUCCUUGGAUUUGUCGCCUGACACGGGGGGCGAAACCACAAAUUUGAGCUAUGUCGUGUUUCUGAAUGACCGCCUUGUGGUGACAGUGCCAUCGUUUGGGACUCGUGCCACUGCCACCAUCUAUGGGCUGGUUGCAAACACAACGUAUCGACUGACCUACGCUUGCUCCAACAUUGUUGGGCUCAGCACGACGAGCCCAACGCUGCUGCUACGAACGGCAGUGGUCAACGCCCCCGGGUUCAUGCAAGUUCCGUCCGUAAGGAGUACAACUUCUCGGACAAUUAUGUUGGAUUGGAUCCCUCCGGCCGACACAGGUGGGAGCACGGUACUGCGAUACGAAAUCGACGUGGCUGGAACGAGUUGGGUGUUUGCGAACGUCACCAGUGGGUUGGUCAUGUCGCUGCAGCCCGAGUCAACUUAUAGCUGUCGAAUACGGGCAGUGUCCAUGACAGGGGGCCUAACCGGCCCGUGGAGCGCAUUCGUUCAAAUCGCCACGGCCCCUGCGUCCGCUGGAAAGUUUACCUUUGGCACUGCUUCGUCGUCGGUCCUGAAGAACGCCUCCACGUUCACCUUGCCGAUUUAUCGGGUUCAAGGGUCGGUAGGCGCAGUCCGGGUGACGUUGACAACGUCAAACAACUCUUUAAUCGGCACUCAGUUUGUCCUGGACCCUGCAAAUCCAACGGCAACUCGGCGGACCAUUGCAUUCGACGACGGAACUGUUCAAGUAAACGUUGUUCUGAAGAUCCUGAACGAUGGCGUGUACACUGCGGAGGGCGUCUCGAUCCUUCUUCGACUAGUUGAACCGAUGAAUUUUGCCGCGCUGAGCACUGACUUCAACUCGACGACGCUGGUCCUGCAAGAUGCUGGAGCCGCGGGUCAAAUCAACUUUGUCAGCACCAGUGCCGCUAUCCUUGAAAGUGCAUCAACUUUGAUACUUCCCCUAUCACGGAUCGGUGGAACGAGCAGCAUCGUGCAAGUCCUUGUUCGGGUGGUUCCAAAUACACAUGGAGCGUCGCCCGCUGCCAUUGGAGUGGACUAUCGAUUGCCCACGACCCCGAUUAUUCGAUUCGAUGACGGCGACGCCACGGCCAACGUGUCGGUCAUCAUUCGCAACAACAACUUCUACAGCUUUCCGCCGUUGGGAUUUACCCUCCAACUCGUCGUGUUCUCCGGUGGCGCAAUUAUCGGAGCAAAUAGCACGGUGGCUGUGACCCUCUUGGACGACGGCGACGUGUCACCCCCUUCUCCCCCGGGGCCGCCGACAGUUGUGUCUGUCACUGGUGGCUCUGUCGAGCUGGCGCUGGUGGCGCCGGUGAACAAGGGUUACAAAGAUGCAGAAAUCACGCAGUUUCAGGCAGUUGUCACAAACACAACGUCGACAAUUGUUGAUGCAGGUGGCGGAACAAGGCGAGUGGGUGGCCUGCUUGCCAACACGAAGUACGAAUUAUCUGUUCAAGCAGCAAACGAUGCAUUCACUCCAACCAAGUUUGGUGGCACCAGUCCAACCGUUGUAUUCACCACGGGGGCUCCAUCCAUGAAUGGUCCACCUUCCUCGCUGCAGCUGGUGUACCGAACGGGUGGUUCGUUGAAAUUGACAUGGUCCAUCCCUCUCGACACGGGCGGCGUCCCCAUUUUGCGAUACCGAGUCAAGUGGACCGACGAGCUGGGGGUAGCGAAGACUGGAGAAACGCUGAAUUCGACGUACAGCAUCUUUCAGCUCCGGUCGAACUCGUCGUACAUUGUCCAAGUUCAGUGUAACAACGGCGUGCCCAACUCGUUGACGCAAGGGUGGGGUCCCUACAGUGCCCCCGAAUUGUUUCAAACCAGCGACACAACGCUGCCAGGACCCCCGACACAAGUCGUGGCCGAUCCUGUGCGAUCUGGAGGCAGUGUCAGCAUGACGUGGAAUUCCCCCCUCGACACGGGCGGACAAGACAUUGCUCAGUACCUAGUUGUGAUGAAGCUCGCGAACGAAUCCAACUUUCACGUCGCGCCGAACCAAGUAGCGAUUGACUCGACUCGAAUUAAAGUGUCUGGCUUGUACGCGAACACCAUGUACAAUUUCCGCGUGAUGGCGCAAAACACGAUGGGCGACGUUGUCCUGCCCGGCGCGUUCAAUAUCAGCAACAAAGCGCUGUCCAUUACAUCCUCCGCUGACGUCGGCAUGUCCUGGAUUCGUCCAGGGGCUGCGAUCAUGAUUGAGAAUUUCUACUUCACGGUCGGCCGUGGUGUGACAAAGAAUGUCAUUCCCGUCACGACAUCCCACAUGUUUGCCACAGUCACGAACGCGAUUGGAAUGCUCGUUGGCGAAGCCAGUAGCGCCAUCAACAUCACGACUGCAUAUCCUACGCUGCCGGAAACUCCAGAAGCCCCCGUCAUCUCUCGAGUUACUGGUGGUGCAGCGUUCGGGUAUUUUGUGUCGCCCGUGGAUACAGGGGGCGUUCGUGUGCUGGGGUUUAAGGUUUACUUCACCGACGUGGCCACCAACAAAGUCGUUGAGGCUGUCUCGACGAACGAUGAAGAUGCAAGUCCAGUUGUAGGGCAGCCCCUAGCACGCAACGAAAGCUUUCAAAUCACCGGACUUGAGCCGUUGCGCACGUAUCAACUUCGCGGCCUUGCUUUGAGUUCCUUCUCGAGUUGCACAAAUGAGUUGGCACCCACUAGCCCGACAGUCGAAUUCCAGACGUCCAAGGCCACAAUUCCGGACCCUCCCGUCAGCUUGGUGGUGGUGCUGGCUACAGGUGCAGGAUUCAAGUUUUCAUGGAGCCCCCCUGCCGACACGGGAGGCGUCAACAUCACGCAGUACACGCUUCAGAUGUUCAACGAAUCGAUCCAAGAGUGGGCGACCGAGUACUCGAAUGCAUCGACAACCUGCCGAGUCGCGAAACUCGCAACAAAAACGUCGUAUCGGUGGCGAUUGCAGGCUGCCAACAGUGUUGGGAUAUCUGAUUUUUCAUCUGUUUGGACGUACUCGACAAGUGUAGUCAGCCCCCCUGGCCCCUGUCGAUCCCCGAUUCAAAUGGCAUCGACAGGCGGCAUGAUCUCUGUCUCAUGGGACCCACCUGACGAUAACGGGGGGUCUGAUGUCACAUCGUACAUUUUGGAGUACAGCGACAGCGCGGCCGGCCCGUCUCAGCGAAUUGUUACAAAACCUACAAGCACCAAUAUCUACGGCCUUCGAGCACUCACGACGUACACGGUCAAAGUCAUGGCGGUGAACCGCAUUGGAGCUGGAGAAGCUGGAAUAGAAGGCACCAUGUCCACGGGGCGUCCGUCGCCACCAAACGUUCCGGACCCCCCUGUGAUCACUGAGUCAUCUGGCGGGGCGCUUGUGAUUUCGAUGAAACCUCCACUCGACAUUGGCGGUGUCGAUCCUGCCACGCUGUUUUACGAGAUUUACGCCAAUGGCUACGUUGUCCUGAACAUUUCGUACCUCCAACUUGUCGAGCAAACCAACAGUGAGAGCAAUCAGCGGCGCCUGCAAGCGUCACAGGGCAGUGGCGUCACGGUUGGAGGGCUAGACUCGAACAAGAAAUACAGGAUCAGCGUUGCGGCGUCGAGUCCGGCCGGGUCGAGCCCCAAGUCGGUCCAAAAUGAAAUGUCCACGUCAGCGCCAACGGUGCCUGGCAUCCCCAAUGCUCCGACGGUUAUUCAAGCCAACGGCGGGUCCCUCGUCGUUGGGUGGACGUCGCCAGCAGACGAAGGCGGGGCGUCCGUCAGCUCGUUUCAACUUUUCAACCUAGCAAGUCCAUCUACUCCGGUGUGCCAAGGGCUCAUCUGGCAGUGCAUCGUCACUGGACUGCUCUCGAAUUCUGCGUACGAGUUUGUCGUUGUGGCACAAAAUAGCAUCGGGCUGUCCCCCCAAAGCGCCAUUCUCAAGGCAAAGACGACGCUGAUUUCGACACUUGGCCCUCCCCAAAGGGUGCGCUUGGUGUCACUCGCGGCCAACGGACAGGUAGCAACGAUUGCAUGGUCGCCACCGCAAGAUACGGGCGGGCUUACGUUGUCGGGCUACACCUGCACGGCCGAAAAAGCAUCCGACCACUCGCACGUGAGCGUCACUGUCGCAACGACUGAAGCUCAGCUGUCGCUGCUUUCACCAGGCGCGACCUACACAGUCACUUGCACCACAACGAACAUUCAAUUCGACACCAGUGCUGCCAGCGGAAGCAUUACGUUUACAACGCCACCUGGGAACGGGUCGCCCGUCGUGCCCAUAAUUUCCUGCGUGAGCCGGUCGUCAGUGAGUUUGAUCUGGGAACCCAUUGCUGACGCGCGAAGUUAUGCAUUGUACCGAAACGGCGUGUCCGUGUACACGGGGCCAGCGACUGCAUUUUGGGACGGUGGGCUGGCGGCCAGCACGAGCUACUCCUACGAGUUAAGCUACACCACAUCGAGUCAGGUCGAAAGCUCGAAAGCCACAGCAACUGUGUCAACGGGAAGUAGCACCACGCCGACAUGUGCGAGCCAAACAGGAUACAUUUAUCAAGGACGGUAUCCAAACAGUUGGAGGCAUUCAUGGAUGAUCGCCCCGGCGAGUGGUGUGUUCUCGUCCAUCUUGCUUGAGUUUACUCGCUUCGACAUCGAAUGCGAUCACGAUGUUGUCACGGUGGAAUACGCUCCAUACGACGGAUCGUCCGUGCUGUGGUCUGGAGGGUGUAUGCGAGCGACCUCAUUUUCACUGUACAGCACCAAAGCCAACGCGCCGGUGAAGAUUACCAUCGCCUCCGACAUGUCCGUGCAACGGGAAGGGUUCGAGCUCUAUUACAAAGUGGACACGGACCCGCCAUCGUCCGUAGUACCGUCAUGCCCUCGAGCAAUCGGUCGUAACGUUUGCAGUAACCACGGCGUGUGCACUCCAACUGGAGAAUGCAAAUGUAACCUUGGAUUUACUGGCGAGGAUUGCAGCAACUACAUCGUGUGCUGCACGGAUCCAAGCGUUUGCCAUGACCAAGUGUGCGAUUCAAGACCACAAGACGUCAUCUUGGUGUCGACGACGACGGGCGACGACGUUGAAGGAACCGGGGAAAUGAUGGACGCAGGCGACGUCCGCGGCACGGCGGCAAAGCCAUUUGCCACGUUGACCAAAGCGCUCAGUGUAGCCACAAAUGCCAGCGUCAUUCUGAUGUACCCUGGCGUGUACAAGGCGGCUGGCGAUUGCUCUCUCUCGUUCACUCAACAAAACGUGGACAUCCGCGGUUUUAUGGGCUCUGACUACGUCGUAUUGGAAUGCUCGUCGUCAGGAAUGACCAUGUCGGCGAGCAAUGCCAGCAUUCACGGCAUGACUGUCCAAAGCAUAGCAUCAACAACUCCGGGGGCUGCGUUCAAUGUGCAACGAAGCUUCCUGUCGCUGACGGACGUUUGGGUGCGCAACUGCCGGAGCGACGUCCAAGGGGGCGGCAUCUACGCGGACGAGUCUGUGAUCACAUUUGCGCGCUCGAGCGUGUCGAACUGCUCUGGAAGUCAAGGAGGCGGAGUGUAUGCGGCAAAUAGUCGACUCUCGAUGCAUGCCACACGAGUGACUGCCAACCAAGCCACGAAUGGAGGUGGUAUUUUCGUGUCGGGAGUGUCCGAUGUACGUGGAAAUGGUGCCAUCAUUGCAGACAACCAAGCGAGCAACACGGGCGGCGGUGUCGUGGCGCACGGCGUCGUGUACCUGACUGGGAUGACAAUAACAGCCAACACAGCCAUGUUUGGCGCCGGCGCGACCUUGAGUGGCCAAGUGCAACUCGAGCAUGCUGCUUUGGACGCAAAUCAUGCAAGUCAAUGUGGCGGCGGGCUGUACACCCAAGCGGCGCUUGACUUGACCUCGAAUGACGUGAUGGUGUCCAACAAUGCGGCCGUGGUAUCGGGCGGGGGUCUCUAUGUUCACAACACUACCUUGUCCGUUGUGAGUGUGACCAGUGUGUUUCAACACAACCAAGCUCGAGAUGGCGGUGGUAUCUAUCUCCAUGCGUCCAACGUGUCGUUGGAUGGCGUCAUGCUCACUGCCGGGAAUGCCACAACUGGACGUGGUGGUGGGAUCGCAACCCUUUCAAGCGACGUUCUAAUCACACGUUCGUCUGUGGACGGAAACUUUGCUCGUGUCGGAGGCGGGGUUUCUGCGAUAUCCGACUCCAAAGUGACCCUGGUCGACGUCAACGUCGUCAACAACAUGGCUAGAUUUGGCGGCGGAAUUUCCGUGGACACGUCUGUCGUUGUCGGGGGAGUGGUGCAAGAAAACGUUGCCACCGAAGGUGGGGGUGGCAUUCUCCUCAAGGAUGGCAGCAUCCGCGGCGCUCAGAUUCGAUCCUGCGACACGUUGGGUCACGGAGGUGGCCUUUACGUCAGUCCAAGCACGUUCAACUCGAUCACAGACAUCCAAGUGACCGACUCGGCCAGCAGUGGCAAUGGCGGUGGCAUGUACUGCGAAAACACGUCCGUGGCCCUGUUCAAUGUGCAUUUUAUCGGAAAUAAUGCCAGUCAGCAUGGCGGGGGACUGUUUUUGAGCACCACAACAGUCACUGGGCGAUGCCACGCAGCGAAUUGCAGUGCUGCUUUGUCAGGCGGAGGGGUCAGCAUUGUUGGAACGGUCGGAAUCGAUGCCGUUGACAUCGAAACGUCGCAAGCCUCCAUUGGGGGCGGCUUCUCGGCCAUGGAUUCGACCUUCGUGGUGCACCGCUCCAACAUCGUGGCCAACGCUGCAGCGACCCAUGGCGGCGGCGCAUACAUCCGCGAUUGCCAAGGCGUCGUUGACAACUGGGACUUGCGCAGCAACACGGCGGGAAUCAACGGCGGUGGGUUGAUCAUCAUCACGUCCAAUGUGCUCCACAACAAUCUAAUGGUGGUCGAGAACCAAGCAAAUAACUUUGCUGGCGGGAUGUAUAUCGAUGGCAGCAGUCUCGUUCCCAAAGCCCCUGGGGCCGUUUCGACCGUUCACAGGAACAGAGCGUACAACGGAGGCAAUGUCGGCGUCACUGGUCCAUCUGAACUCGUGAGCUUCACUGUCGGUGGAGGGCUCGCGGUCGACGGAGGUGGCAUGUACCUCAUCGAUUCGACGAGUCAACUGGAAGACUUAGCCAUUACGGGAAACCAUGCUCUAAACAACGGUGGUGGGAUGUUUAUCAAGAUGUCGACGGCCACGCUGUCGAGCACGCUCGUCAAGGAGAACAGUGCGGUAUAUGGUGGCGGCAUCGCUUUGUCCAACGCAAACGUCUACCAUGCCAAUGUGAGUGUCAUCCUGAACCAAGCAGGGUCAUCAGGAGGGUUGCACAUGGGCGGAACAUCUUCGUUUCAUUCGCGCGCAGAGUCGACGAUCUCCCAAAAUGACGUGUGCAUGACGAUGUGUGGUUUUGGCGGCAACAUUGGCGUAUAUGAAUUUUCCAACGCCAGCAUCUCGGGCGUCGUCGUGUCGAACGGAACGAGCAACUACGGUGGUGGUCUUUUUGUGUUUUUUGGGGGAAAUGCUGUCAUGACCAACGUGGCGUUUCGAAACAACGUGGCAGCCUUUGGCGGGGCGUACUCGGCGUACCAGCGAACCAACACGUCGUUUGAAAAUUGCUCGAUCGAGGAGAAUACAGCGACAACGAGUGGUGGGGCGGUCUUUGUGCCUUACCCUGUCAGUUGGUCAGAGUCCAGUACCAUCUCCAUGGUGGACUGCCACUUUGUCCGCAACAUUGCGCAACAAGGCAUUGGUGGUGCCAUUUACAUCGACAAUGUGUAUUUCACAGCCGAACGAACUCGCGUGGAAGCCAACCACGCCAUUGGAAAUGAUGGCGGUGGGCUGUACGCCAUGGGGGAAUCGACCGUUUCCCUCAUGAAUUGCCAAUUUCUCCAGAAUUUCGUGCUGCCAGGGUACAGCGGAGGGGGCAUUUCUGCUGUCGGAAAAAGCACGAUUACCGUGUCCGAUUCGCUGUUUGAGGGUCCGAUAUUGUCUGACGAGGACACAAUGGCAAAAGGAGGCUUGAUCUUUAUCAGCCAAGAACGAACAAAGGUUGUCCUACUUCGAACUCGCCUGCAAGUCGGGCACGCCAACUUUGGCGGCGGAGUCUACAUUAGCGAUGGUCAUCUAGACCUGACCGACUCCACGAUCGACAGCUGCAAAGCGUUGCAAUUCGGCGGCGCGCUGCACUUGACGUCGUCUGCGUCCGCCGUGUUAACGAAUGCAUCGGUUGUCAGCAGCGACGCCAUGUUCAAUGGAGGCGGUAUUUACGUCGAAGCACAAUCGGUUGUAACCGCGGUUUCGUCGACGAUCGAAGACAACUACGCCGACGAUCAAGGGGGUGGAAUUUUUGUAGCGAUCGGAAAAGGCAACGCGUGUGUUUUGCAAGAUUGUAUCGUCCGUCGAAACAUAGCUAGCGGGCUCGGGUCAGCACUUUUUGCCAGCCGCGACAGCCAAGUCACAGUGUCCAACACUCGAUUUGAAGGGAAUGGUGGGGUGACGUUCUACGGGUACAGCGAAGGCGGGCCGGUGUACUUCGAUUCUAGCUAUGGCACGCUGACGGACACCAUUUUCGUGGGCAACAUUGCAUCGAACGGUGGCGCGUUGCAGAUUCAAAACACGGCGCAGGUCCAAAUGGAGCGAUGCUUGUUUACCGAAAACACAGCUUUGAUCAGCGGCGGGGCCAUCUAUCAGCGAAACGGAAACUUGAAUGCCCAGGACACAUCUUUUGACUUCAAUCGGGCACCAAGCGGAGGUGCAGUGUACAUGGAAGAGACUGCGCGAUCGGCGUGGACAAAUGUAUCCUUCAGCAACAACAAUGCAGACGUCGGAGGCGGAGCAUACAUUGGUGGGGCGUCAACGGUCUUCUAUACUGGCGGGAUUGUGGCCAGCAACAGAGCAAGCAUCGGCGGUGGCAUCUUUGCCAGCGAAGAUUCCAUCCUUCACGCCAGCAAUCUUCAAGGUCGAGCCAACAUUGCACAGCACAGCGGCGGUGCAUUCUACCUCAACGACACGGUGAACGUUCAGCACACUGAUUUGGAGUUUGAGUCGAACGAUGCCCCACUUGGACGGGAUAUCUUUUGGCGAUACAAGCAAACAUCGCCUAGCUACGCGUGUUCAAGGAAUUGCCGUUUUGAUACCUCUCGUGGACCAUCUAUUGCCACGGACCCGAUGAACAUUGAGAUGGGGUGGUGGCCUGCGUACGCUACAAGUGGGGUACCGAUGACAACGUCCAAACUCGACAACACGACACUCGAGUGGGACAACUCGACCAACACGAGCGUGCCGUGGCCAACGAUUGUGGUGGUCGAUUUCUACGGCCACCGCAGCAUCCUCGACCAGUCGACCGUCUGCCGUGUGUACAAGAAAGUGUCGGAGCAGGUCAAGAUCAUGUUUUUGCCCAAUUCGCAAGUUGUGUCGACGUCCGGAUUUGUCACGUUCCAGGACGCCGAAGUCCAGACCGACCCAAAAGAAGCCCCGUUCGAAAUGGAGGUCGAGUGCCGGUUGUACAACCAUCUCACACGAACGUUGGAUUUGAGCAUUAAAGUUCAGCCAUGCGACCCAGGCUACAUGUUGCAGACCCAAAAAUGCGUGCAGUGCGCUCAGGGAACAUUCAGUUUGGACGGCUUAACGUGCCACCCUUGUCCGUUGGGUGCCAAUUGCGAAACGAUUCAAACCGUGGGAACUGGUCAGCUUACCAGCGGAGUGGCCUUCCCAUCGACGCAACAGGGAUAUUUCUUGGCCGAUGCUCCACCGACAAGUCUCGAGAAACUGUGCGACAUUGCCACGUACUUUCCAUCGGGCGACCCAUGUCCCGGAGGAACCGAACUCGACCGCCUCGACCGCAUGCGCCGGUGCAUGAAUAACACGGAUUUCAAGCUGCAUUGGGACGAGAAUCGCAUUUUCACGUGCUCGUCAGGAUUCAUGUUUUACGCAUGUCCGGUGACGGAAGCGUGCAAAGGGAGCAUUUCGAAAUCCGAACUGGAACACGUUGGGCGUGUCUGUCAAAUUGGGUAUACGAGUCCAUUGUGCGGUUCGUGUGACCGCAAUUACCAAAAGAUGCAAGACGGCACGUGCGUUCCGUGCGACGAAGUGUCCCGUAAUGCUUUUUAUGGCUACGUGACGAUCCCGAUCUUGAUGAUCAUGGCGGGGCUGUAUGCCAUUGCGAUGUACCUGCACCACGACACGGAUAAUGUGUUGAUGGCGCAAGCUCGCGCAGCCACGGAAAACAGGGAGUUUCAGACAAAACCUUCGGAGUCGAAGCUGAUGAAUCUGGAAGCAGCGGUGCAUCGGGUUCGAAAAGCCUUAAGAAGGACGUGGAAGAGGCUGGUCACGAAGGCAGCACCGAAGAAGAAAUUGCCCAACAAUUUGUUCGGAAUCGAGCAAAUCAAGCUUCCGACUCUCGACUUCAGCCCGGAAAAGUUCAAGAUCCUACUUUCGUUUUUUCAAAUUUUCUCCAACCUAAAAGAUACGUACCAAAUCUCAUGGCCCCAAGACGUCGCGUACUUCAUGGCGUUCGUGUCCAAGUUUAACUUUGACUUCAUGAGUGUUCCCCACCUGGAUUGCAUGAUCGACUUCAGCUUCUAUGGCAACUUCCGACUCACAUUGGCGACGGCCGCAAUUUCUUUUGCCCUGUUGCACGUAACGUAUCGCUGGGGCGUGUUUGUGUACAAGCGCAAACUGCAUAAAAUCCCGCGUCACUGCACGCUUUGUGGCCUACCCAACACGGCAAUCUCCACCGAAACACGUGUUUCUGCAAUUCGGCAGUUUGCUAUGGAGAUCGAACGAGACAAGAACCAGUCCAAGAUCAAAAAACUAUUUUCCCGAUUCCUUCUCAGCAUCGAGAAAGACGAAGUGAAGAAUGCAAUGCCGACAUACUUGUCCAACCACAUAAAAUGUCCGACAACCGAGCGCGUGACCGACCCCGUCCUGCGUCAAAAGAUCUUGCAUACCAACAUCCAGCUGUGGCAGGCUCGCGUCAAACUUCGCCUCAACUUUCGAACGUACACAGACAAGUGCAUGAAAAUUUUCUUUUGGCUCGCACUUUUCAUGUAUCCUGCCGUGAGCCAAAAGAUCCUAAAUAUGUUCAACUGCACUCAAGUGGGCCAGGGGUCGUUCUUGGUGGCGGACAUGACGUUGAGCUGCACGGAUGGGUAUUGGUACUCACAUGCGAUCGUGGCGGUCAUCGGCUUGGUCGUUUGGGUAUUUGGAGUGCCGUUCUAUUGUUGGUCCAUUUUGUUCCAAGAGCGCAUGGCUGGCGUUCGCAUUCGUAUGCGCAUGCUCAAGGACAACAAGCACGAAGAGUUGCGUCAGAAAUGGAUCGCGAAAAUGAAAGCCGACUACAAAGCCACUGGACGGUAUUGGCACACCAACUACGACGCAUUUGCCAACAUGCUCCUCCACGAGUACAUGAAGAAGCGGAACAUGGAGCUGCCCAGUACCAUUGCGCGUGUCGGAUUCAUCUAUGCAGCAUACAAAGACUCGUUCUGGUUUUUCGAGAUCGUGGAUUUGAUCCGAAAACUGCUUCUGAAUGGAGUUUUGUCGUUUGCCGAUCGCGGGUCUGUCAAUCAAAUCGUGAUCGGCAUGAUAAUCAUAUUUGCCUACAUGGCCAUCAUCUUGGCCAUGCAACCUUACAAGAAUCGGUCGAAUACCCUCGUCGCUUCGAUGGCCCAACUCCAGCUCUUUGUCACGCUGUUUGCUGGUCUCUUAAUCAAGAUGAAUGUUGGGAAAGCGCAGUCCCUUGAUAUGGCAACUGUCAGCGGCGUCAUCAUCAUAACCAACAUUGCCGCGAUCUCGGUGACGUUGCUAGAAGCGAUUCGCGAAAAGUACUUGGAGCGGAAAAAGUACAAACUCAUACGCCUGCGCAAGUACCAGAACGACCUGCGCUACCACGUUCAGAGGCUGUGGUGGCGAGCAAUGUCAUAUGCCAUGACCGAAGUUUACUUGGAUCGAAAACAGGUUGACUCGGAUGUCCAGCCGUCGUUUCGAGUCGUAUUGGAGCUCGCCCGGCGACAAAAAGCCACCAGCACCGUCCCGGCUGCAGAUCAAGACGAUGGCAUGCCCACAAUCGCCCUUGAUGAAGUCGCAGUUGCUGAAACUUCCGAGGUAGAUUCAACCUCCGCGUAAAAUUGGGAAGAUCGUCAAUUGAAGCGCUAAUCAAACCGACAUGAUGUCUGUCCUAUGCAUUAAAUGGUUGAAUUCAUAUUAUGAAUGGAU